GUGAGUUCUGAGAAUUACAGUGAUGCGUUAGAUGCGUUUGUUCAUUGGUAAUAUUUUUUUUUUGUCCAAGAUGACAUCUUAUGCACAAUUUAGGCGAAAAAAGUAGUCACAUUUAUCACUAAUUUUCAGUAAGUCUAUUUUGGUAUCAACUUCAUAGUUUGGUAUAAUAAGAGAAUUGUAGUGUUGGAAAACGCUUGUGCGAAAUUUGUUUAAUUGAUUGAGCUCUGAGGUUCUUGAUCUCAGGCUCAGUCAUACAUUUGCUUUUUCGUUGGUGUCUCCCACCUACGCCAUUGUUCGUUUUCUUUCUUCUCUUUUUAAAGCAACCAAUUCAUUGGUGAAUAAGUUUACCAUGUCGGUGGCAAUACUCCACUUUUAAUUUGCUUGAUUUUAUCAACUUUUUCAAAACAAAAACAAGAGUAAAACGAAAAAAAAAACAAAAACAAAUCUUUCAUAAUUUUUUUUUAAAAAAUGGGUAGCAACAUUGAGGAAAACCAUGAUGAUGUUCCUCAUGAGCAACUCAAGGGAAAGAAGGGCUCCAGCAUGAAGUUGAAGCGACAUGACUCCUUGGAUGUCGAAGCAAGCAAAAUGUCCGAUGCCAAAAAGAUUGGAUGGAUAAUUGCAGGAGCUGAGGCACUAUUUGCAGAUGUUGGUCAUUUUAGUGUUCGAUCUGUACAGAUAAGUAUGUGCUUUGUUGCAUACCCAGCGCUCAUAUUGGCAUAUCUUGGUCAGGGUGCCUACUUAACGAAACACCCUGAAAAUGUCUCUAAUACUUUCUACGCGUCCUUACCAAAGAGUAUAUAUUGGUUUAUGUUUACCCUAGCAGUAUUAGCAGCCAUCAUUGCAAGUCAAGCCUUGAUUACUGGGACAUUCGCUAUAAUCCAGCAAUCCCUGGCAUUAGGAUGCUUUCCUCGUGUUAAAAUCGUGCAUACAUCUAUCAAGCACCAUGGACAAAUCUACAUUCCUGAAAUCAAUACUCUUCUCAUGAUCGCUUGUGUUCUUACCACUAUUGGAUUCAAGAAUACUGACAAGCUUAGCAAUGCUUAUGGAAUAGCGGUGGUGUUUGUGAUGUUCCUAACAACAUGCUUCCUCGUACUUAUCAUGAUCAUGAUAUGGAAAACUCACAUACUUCUUAUAAUCAUCUAUUUUCUCAUCAUUGGUUCGUUUGAGCUUCUAUUACUAAGCUCCUGCCUUUACAAGUUUGAUCAAGGUGGUUACCUUCCGGUGGCUUUUGCUACGGUCCUAAUGUUUAUCAUGUGCGUAUGGAACUAUGUGUACCGGACGAAAUAUAACUACGAGCUAGAUAACAAGAUCUCCCCUGAAAGAGUUCGAGAAACAGUUUCUGUGACGAAUUCACAUCAACGCCUUCCAGGGCUUGCUAUUUUCUACUCUGAACUAGUACAAGGAAUCCCGCCAAUCUUCAAGCAUUAUGUGGAGAAUGUGCCUGCUUUACACUCUGUCCUGGUGUUCGCUUCUGUCAAAUCACUUCCCUUAAGCAAAGUACCACUAGAAGAAAGGUUCCUCUUCCGCAGAGUGAAGCCAUAUGACCUCUACGUGUUCCGUUGUGUGGUACGUUAUGGAUACAGUGAUGUACACAACGAGGAAGAGCCCUUUGAGAAAUUAUUGGUAGAGAGGCUAAAGCACUUUAUCAAGCAAGAUUACAUGUUCUCAAUAGCAGCAAACGGAGACGAUCAAGGAGAGGCUGCUUCCUUAAUUGAGAAAGACGUCCAAGUGCUUGAGAGAGCUUCUAACGUCGGGGUGGUUCAUUUGGUAGGAGAACAAGACGUCGUCGCUAGCAAGGGGUCUGGUGUAACUAAAAGAGUAGUGAUCAAUUAUGCGUACAAUUUCCUCAAGAACAACUUAAGGCACGGUAACAACUUACUCAAUAUCCCAACGAAGCGCAUGUUAAAAGUUGGAAUGACAUGUGAACUUUAGGAUGUUUUCUUCGUUUGAAGAAGUAAGGUUUAAAAUAAAUGUGCAUUGAGUUAAAGGGAACAAGGAGAGGCACCCUACAUAUUCAACUUUCCAUCAAUCAAAAGGUGCUUGCACAGGGAAAAAUUAAUUAAUGCUUUUGUUUAGUUUUUUUUUCCUACUUUUUUGUUUGGAUUUUUGUAUGGGAUAAGUAGUUAUCAGAUUUUGUAAGAGAAUAAGCUAAAUAAGCUAAGUCUUUUCAUCUGUUUUUUUUUUCUUGUUUCGGAGAAAAGAGAAGGUCAAGAUAUGUCCUAGAUAAGAAAACAACUUGUUUUUGGCCAGCAAAACAUUUUUGUUUUUAUCU
Capsicum annuum is the source of this 2272-nucleotide messenger RNA. Its product is annotated as potassium transporter 5-like. Lineage: Eukaryota; Viridiplantae; Streptophyta; Magnoliopsida; Solanales; Solanaceae. Gene Ontology annotation, biological process: potassium ion transmembrane transport. The coding region runs from base 469 to 1932 and encodes 487 amino acids. The record is from RefSeq and is a predicted model, not a curated record. Gene Ontology annotation, cellular component: membrane. Gene Ontology annotation, molecular function: potassium ion transmembrane transporter activity. The transcript is spliced from 4 exons.